This is a messenger RNA of Hylaeus volcanicus, 6219 nucleotides long. RefSeq names its product active breakpoint cluster region-related protein (gene RhoGAP1A). The record is from RefSeq and is a predicted model, not a curated record. The coding region runs from base 828 to 4133 and encodes 1101 amino acids. Gene Ontology annotation, molecular function: GTPase activator activity; guanyl-nucleotide exchange factor activity. The transcript is spliced from 15 exons. Gene Ontology annotation, biological process: positive regulation of GTPase activity; intracellular signal transduction. NCBI's taxonomy places the organism in Eukaryota, Metazoa, Arthropoda, Insecta, Hymenoptera, Colletidae. Gene Ontology annotation, cellular component: membrane.
AGUUAGUGUACUGCACACAAAGAUCAGGGAAUAUAAUUGAAACAAUUGCAGAGCAUAUUAAUGACGCGUGCAAGGUAUUUAGACAAUUUUCUUACGGCAACGCUCGAAAUUAAUUGUUCGAUCUAUUCAUAUCUAAUGUUCGAAUCGAACGCGAACGAAUUCGCAUCAUCAAGGUGAACAUAAAUUAUAUCCUUGCACGAGUAAGAGGCAGUAUUUUGUUGCGCGUUUCGCAAGAAACACGAAUUUCUAUUUUGCGUAAGCACACCGUGAAGAGUAUCAUCCGUGAAGCGCACCUGCUAACAAAGAGCAAUAUACACGAACAGAGUGUAGCCAGUACCGACUCUAGGCACAGAUUACGUAGCAUAUGUAGGGAGGGCACCAUUAGUUGACGCGUGGCAUCUGAUUUCGUUGAGUCAGCCCUGGCGGUAAGGGCAGUGUCCAUGAAUACAGUAUAGAGUAUAGCAGAGGCGUCAAAAUGAUAGGAGAGGGCAUGGGGAUCGGAUCGUGAGCUACGCAGGAGUGCGCAGGAGAUGUCGACAAGAUGACAGCGACCGUGUGACGCUCUUUACAUUCAUUCUUGGCUAAAGGUUACCUGUCCGUGUACCAGGAAAGAGAAUUGUUCCUGGCUAAAAAGACCAACUUAUGACUCGUUACGGUGGCACGGGCGUCUCAGUGGAUUUUCUGCCUCGAAACGAGAUUGUAAUCGGGCGAAUUCGGGUGAGAACCGCAACCGCCGCGCCCGUGCAAUGUACACAGCGGCCUGAAUCGUAUCUGAAGUCAUCAUCGUCCCCGAGGAGUCGAUCCCUUCAACGGCCUGGAGUGGAGUAAUGAGCGUUUUCGGAGAUUUCCAGCGUGUCUGGGUACAAAGAUUCCCGGACAGCGCCUUGCCGGCAGCCUGGGAAGAGGACGUUAGGGCCAACCUAGUCAAGCAUAAACAGAAGGUAACAGCUUUGAGAGAAGAGCUUGAAAAGGAAGAGUUCUAUGUUGAAUAUUUAGAAAGAUUGUUAGCCGACGUUGAACGCCAUAAACAAUUGGCGAACAGUAACGCCGCGACGAGUCCCGAAAAACAGCAGCUUGCAGAAUUUCAAAGUCAACACGCUUGUAGAACAGUAGAAAACAGUUUCCUUGAUUCUACUAAUGCGUCGUAUGGUCAACACGUGGAACCGUCGGCUCCACCUCUUCCUGUACGCGAAGAUAUAAGUAAAUUUCAGGACAAAUGUGUUUCCGAGUUGAGUUCUACUCUUAAUACGAGUAAAAGACCCAAAAGUGAGAUACCGAGAAGUCCUGAUAAAGUGCCUGAACUUAGAAGGAACAGCGACCCAGAUGUGCCGAGUAAUUAUGUCACUGUAAUCGAGGUGACAGGGAGCUCAAAGAAAGAGAAAAAUGAAGAGUCUCUCAAAGAGGAGGAUGAGAAAGAUUUGGAAAAUGCGAUUAACGAAGAUGGAGAAGAUGGCGAUGCGGAGGCAUCGGAGGAAGAACCUUAUUACGAUUCCGUAGCUUUAGAUCAAACAGGAGAAUAUGUAUAUAUCGACGCGCGUGUCCCACCUGUUGGAAACAAUAAUGGCAAUAGACCGCCACCAAGAAGACCACCUUCCCUUCCAGAUUCCCCAGGGAACCAGAGUAACUAUGUCAACAUCGAUUAUUUUAUACAGCACAAAGCAGCAAUGGAUAGCGAAGACGAAGAAGGUGCAAGUCCUGCGCCACCGAUUUUACUGCGCGCUCUUAGUACCGAUAAUGAAACGGGUAGUAGCGACGCGGAACCUUUAAGUUUAAGCGAAGGUAGCUUAGAAUCACCGACGCCAACUACACCGCGCCGACAAGAGAAAAAUAAAGACCGUGAGGACGAUAGAACGUCUAUGAUUAAAUGUAUUGUAAACUCGGUAGUAGAAAGUGAAACUAUAUAUGUCGAAUGUCUAAACGUUAUGUUACAAUACAUGAAAGCUAUCAGAGCAACACUGACCACAUCUCAGCCCGUUAUUUCUGAAGAUGAGUUUGGCACAAUAUUUUACAAAAUUCGCGAGUUGCACGCCUUGCAUCAAACAUUUUUAGAUGGUCUUCGGAAAAAAUUGGAGAAAUGGGAUAGUAAAACCGCUAUAGGUGAACAGUUUAAAGUGAUGGCCAGCAAUAUCGGAAUAUAUGGAGCCUUUUUACAUAAUUACGCUCGCGCUACCGAUACAGUGCGAAGAUGUUCCGCUCAUUCUAAUCAGUUCGGUGACAUUACAAGGGAUAUAAGACUCAGAGGAUUUCCCAAAGGUCCAGGUUUAUCUCUUGAAGAUCUUUUACAUAAGCCCGUAGCGCGAGUACAGAAAAACGCCCUAGUAUUACAUGAUCUCCUCAAGCAUACACCUGUGAAUCAUGCAGAUCAUGUACCACUCUCAGAAGCUCUUGCUAUGACCAGAAACUUUCUAGACGAAUUCAAUAUCAUUCAAACAAAAUCGAUGUUUCCGAGUCAUGAUAGAGCGCAACGAAGAUUAGUGAAAAACUCGUUUGUGGUAGAGUUAUCCGAUGGUCAUAGAAAGUUAAGACAUUUAUUCCUCUUCAAUGACGUAAUCGCUUGUGCAAAAUAUAAAGCUUCUGGCAGAGACAAGUUCACAUUUGAGUUAAAGUGGUACGUACCGGUGGCAGAAGCGCUAGUGACAGAAGACGGUGUCGAACCACGCGAAACUAGUCCAGCUAACGUUGUAGCUCUAAGGUCACAGGCAUGUACUGUUCGCGAUCAAAUUUUGUGGGAAGAGCGGAACGAUGAAAAACGAAUGAGACUCGGUGGUAGAGGUUCGGAAAAGAAUAGGAAAAAACUUGCCGAGCUCGAAGCUCAACUAGUAUUAGCGUCACCAAAUUUAGUAUUACGCGUUACGCAUAAAAGUCAACAUCGAGUGCAAAACUUGUAUACGUUCUUUCUGUCCAGUGAAUUUGAACGUUCUCAAUGGGUCGAAGCGGUGGAGGCAUUGCAACAGGUAAUGCGUUCCCAUAUGUACCUAGAUAAGUCAAAGGGCGGUCAACCUCCAGGACCGUUACCUUUAUCGAUGUACGAAUUACAGGCAUGGGUUACAGCCUGUCGUACGUAUCUUCAAACAGAUAUGGGCAGCUAUUUAUUACGAUCAGGUCGCGACGAAAGUUUAUUACUAGGUGAUCUUCAUUUGACUUUACUUGGCUUAACACCGCCAGGUUUAGAUAGAGUUGGAGAUCUUUACAUUAUCGUGGAGGUUGACAGUUACGGACAUUACUUCAAACGAGCAAAAAGUCGAGUUGCAAGAGGUCAAGCUCCAACAUGGGGCGAGACGUUCGUUGUUGAACUAGAGGGAAGCCAAAAUGUUAGAAUUUUAUUGUACGAGGAAUGUGGAACACGCUCGGUAUUACGAGGUAAAUGCAUACAAAGAUUGAGCAGAUCUUGGCUUCAGUCUGAUCAAGUAGAGAGAUCGUUAAAUUUGGGACCAGCUACUCUGGAUGUCGCUCUUCGUUUCGUUCCAAGCGAAGUAACAUUGAGGCGCGUACCAUCUGCCAAACCUCAAGGUUUAUUCGGAGCUAAACUGGAACAAGUGCGCAAGCGAGAAAAACGCGACGUUCCUUUCAUCAUAACGGCAUGCGUUAGAGAAGUGGAAAGGCGAGGUGUCGGAGAAGUGGGCUUGUACCGCGUUUCUGGCUCAGCUUCGGAUUUAACGAAGCUGCGUAAAUCGUUCGAGAGUAAUUCGUACGAAGCAGAACAAUUACUUAAAGAGGUGGAUAUCCAUUCUGUAACGGGUGUCCUCAAGCUGUACCUCCGAGAAAUGCCAGAAGCUCUUUUCACAGAUGCUCUUUAUCCGUCGUUCUUGGAAGCUUUUCAAACCGGCGAGUUGUCGAAGGGCGUCGCUUUACGAAGAGUCUACGAAAGUUUACCAGCUGUGAAUAAAGCUGUCAUCGACUUUUUGCUAGCUCAUUUGAUACGUGUAAACAAACACGAAACACAAAAUAAGAUGUCCUUGCACAAUUUAGCGACGGUGUUCGGUCCGACGCUUCUACGACCUGGCACGAAUUCGCGAUCCGAUGCGAAGAAUCGCGACCCGUUGGCAGCGGGCACCGUAGACGUGAUGGCGCAGGCCGGUAUACUUUACUGUUUCUUGCAGAUGCAUAUGCAACAGAACAAUCAGUCACUCUAGUCGAGAGGUUCUCGUUGAUACAUCGUGGCGUCAGUUGCUAAAGGGGAGUUUCCCGCGACGAGACAGGAACUCGCGGCAACUAACGCUGAAGAAUGUAAAAUUGAUGAUUUUUUUUUUAUAAUAUAUUUCGUUAGUUUUAUGGCAUAUCGUUUAUACAACCAGAGAUGGACAGAAAUUUAUUCGUAACGUUUAUUUUUUAUCGGAUAGUUAUUCGAUAAAAUUUUUGUUCGUUCGACGUGAAACGUAAAUUAUUUAUAUUCAGAUUUUAAUUUUUAUUAAAUAAAUAACAAGAAGUUGUCAUCUGGAUGAAAAUCUUGUCCAUCUCUGUAUACAUCGCUGAAUUAGACGCAUUAAGUAGUAGACAAGCUUCGACGAAAACUCAGAUCGAUGAAAUUCCUCUUUUGCAUUGAUACGAAUACGAGUAACGUAGCAAAGUGGAUUUUGGAGCGUAACCGUAUCGUUCCUUCUCCAAAGUCCGUAAUAUAUUUUAUACUUAUAUUCUUGCAAAGUCCUAGCCACGAUCUUGUGCGCAUGUUCAGAGACAUUUUGUACGAAAUUUCUCCUAUGAGAGAGACAUACAAAAAAGCAGUCCGAUUCGCUAUGUAUCCACGCUUUAGAAAAUAAGUAUUUUUUCCAAUGGGGCGUGUUCCUAGCAGAGAGCCUAAAUUUUUCUACACAACAACGUGACAUACCUUUUACUAUGUCCAUGAAAAUGUCCACGUAUUCGAAAGAAUAACGUUCCUAAGUAUUCCUACAGAAGAUUUCAGAAAGCGCGUUCCUUCAAAUGUGCGAUUUGAAGCUUAAUAAUAACACGAAAUAUACAGACUGCAUUGUUUCUUUAAGGAAGUCGCGUUUCUCGCCACCUGUGAGUUAUUAUUAUUCUUUUACAAAACUAUUUUGAAAUAAAUGUACACUCUGGAAUUUUUCUAAAGGAUAUUACGAAGCAGUACGAUCAGGUUUUUGAUACUUAAGCUGUAAUUAGACUCGUAUUCGCUUUUCAUGCUCACUGCUUGGCCGGUAAUUUUAUCUUAGUUGACGAUAACUUCUCGAAAUGGUUUUUAGGAACGUGUCCAAAUAUUUAAGAUUUUAAAUAAUUUUAAAACGUAUGUCUGAUAAAUUAUAUAGCAAUCGAAUCUUACUAACCUUUGCUAGCACACGGUUGAAAAUAUUUUAUAUAUGCGACUUUGAAAUGUAUUUUAUUCUACAGGUACAGUUGUUCGCCAAGUAUGUUAAAGUCUAAAUACAGCUUAAUAGAGCACCAAAGAGAAAAGAUUCUCUCUCAUACCUUUAAUAGAGAACCAUAAUCGACCCUUUGAAGCAUUGCGAUUUUUACACUUUAUUAUCUACUAACAUCGUCAGAAAAAUUGUUCUCUAUGAAACUUGCAUUCGUAUUUUUCAAAAUAUAACAGAACACUGAUUACCAUCAAGGUUAAUAAAAUUCUUUAUAAGUGCAAACAGUAUUAGCACGAAAGGUUUGCGGCAGACGUUCCACUGUAUAUGCUUCGAAGGGUCGAACGAAAGAAAAGCACAUUUGGCAGUACAAAUUUAAUACUCGAUAGAAUCCCCCGCAUUACAUGCUAGGACGUUUGUGAGCUAUUUUAUAAUCAAGGUCGAAAACAAAAAGAAAACCAAGUCUGAGGAGUGUUUGAUAAACGAAAUAGUGUAUAAGUAUUAAAUGACGAGACAAAAAGAUGAGAUGAAAAAAAUUACACGGAGAUACUUUUUCCGGGAGCGACCUUUGUAUGUGAACGAAGGCAACUAUCGUAUGCGUGGUUUCAGCGUGUGUGCGUAUGUAUGUGUAACCCGCCCAUGUGUAUUAUAUCGUAAAUAUUGGAUAUCUUUAAUUUUUAUAUCGCAUUUAGCAUAAGAUGCGUCCCUCUUUUGUACAUUCAUGAAACGUGUAAAGACAAAGUUUCCAUUAUUAUUAUUACGAAUUAUUAAUUAUUAUUGAUAUUAUAAUAAUUAUUAUUAUUUUUAUUACUCCGCAUUUUACCACGAUCAUCGCAAACGAAGUAUUUGUUACGAAACUCGAUCGAGCUAGCUUACCCGCAGCAAGACGAUGUACUGCCAAAAAAAAAAAAACAAA